Messenger RNA from Leptosia nina, 267 nucleotides. The record is from the annotation of a GenBank genome assembly. Lineage: Eukaryota; Metazoa; Arthropoda; Insecta; Lepidoptera; Pieridae.
AUGGAUCCAGAAAGACAGCCCUUGAUUCAGCGAGCCAGAAUGCACAGACCCCUAAGUUACGAAGAAGUGUUGCGCACUAGCACCGAGCUGCCCUGGAGAAGUGCCAGGUUCCUGAUCAUCCUCUUGUUCUGGGCGACGAUGGCUAUGUUUUUGUCGAUCAUCGUCUGCAUCUUGCUGACCAGCGCUUGUUCUAUUACCGGAAACGGGCCAACUGUCCCUCCUGUGCAUCUAACGUUCGCACCACUUUUGUCUAGAGCAAUGAAUUAA